Molecule: messenger RNA, 5220 nt
Organism: Candidula unifasciata
Lineage: Eukaryota; Metazoa; Mollusca; Gastropoda; Stylommatophora; Geomitridae
Source: the annotation of a GenBank genome assembly
AAAUGUCUACAGUUUCAGCUGGAGCAGACAGUCUGGCAAGCCAAGCAGCGGAUCCUGACCGCUUUUGCAAAGGAUCUUAAAGAUGCCUUAAACUAUGGCCUCUUUCUGCCUCCUGCCAAUGGGAGGGCAGGAAAGUUCAUGGAAGAGCAGAGAACUCUCAGUGAAUACCCGAUACAAGGACCAAUUGGUUUCCUGGAGUUCAAGUACAAGAGCCGCAUCUACAAAUUGAUGCAGGUUAGCGAGAGGAAGCUGAAACAGAUGCACUCCAAGGCCAAAUUAAAAGUAUUCCUUGAGUUUGUACGAGCUGGUAACACAAGCAAACUAACCAAAUUAACCCUGAAGGGGCUUGAUCCUAACUUUCAUGAUCUGGAUAAUGGAGAAACUCCACUGACAACGGCAGUGACCUUGGGCAAGUCAAAAGUCCGGGAAAUUAUCAUGACUCUGAUCAGUGGGGGAGCUCACCUGGAUUUCAGGAACAAGCAAGGUCUCACUGCCCUUCACCGGGCAGCCAUUGUUGGCAACACUGAAGCUAUCAGGACUUUACUGGACUUGGGUGCUUCACCAGACAGCAGAGACUCCAAGGAACUGACUCCCCUCUACUACAGCGUGUCCAAUGAUGACUCACACCAGGAGUGCACCUACUUACUGCUACAUGAGAGAGCCAGUGUUGGUGUCUGUGAUGAGCAAGGCUGGUAUGAGAUUCACCAGGCCUGCAAGUACGGCCGUGUGCAACAUCUGGAGCAUCUGCUGUUUUAUGGAGCAGAGAUGGAUGUGAGAAACUCAUGUGGAAACACUCCACUUCAUGUCUGUGCUCUCAGCAAUCAGGAGGCCUGUGCCCGGGUGUUGCUGUUCCGUGGAGCCGACCCAGCCGUACUCAACUACAACAACCAAACAGCUGAUCAGGCUGCAGCCAUGGCUGGCAACUCUCACAUUGCCAAAAUGAUAACUUCACACAAUGCUGAUGAUGUGGUGCCUUACAAAGAAUUUCCCCAGUUCAGUGACCGGAGGAAGGGAGCAUCCCUCACUCCAUCUCUCCGUGUCUUAAUGAGAAGUCGCAGUGAUCCGAGGAUUAAUCUGGCUGGAUUAGAUAGCUACUCUGCAUCCUCAUCACCCCGUGGACUUCAGAACCGACGCCAGAAUGGUCGUGCUGGGAUGAUGGACUGGGACUCUGCGUGCUCUCUCAGUGUUUCCAGUUCUGGCUCAAUGACCAACACACCUGAUCAAGUCUAUGAUGGCAGCUACAUGUCACAAUCUAACAUGCGCAAAGCUGGAUCCAUGGAUCAGUUGGAUAGUAUGUCAAGGGUAGCCAAUCGCUUGAAUACUCUGCGAACAUUAAGCAGAGUGGAGAGAACACACAAGCCACGAGUUGUGUUACUACAUCGAAGUGCUGAAGGAUAUGGAUUUGUUCUUCGUGGUGCCAAAUCUAAACUGAACACAAGUGGAGGUUUCAGCGACUUCACCCCAAGUGCUGAAUUCCCAGCCCUGCAGUAUCUGGACAGUGUGGACCCAGGGUCUCAGGCUGACAGGGUGGGACUUCGAAGCGGUGACUUCAUCAUAGAGAUCAAUGGAGAAAACGUUGUGAAAGCAUCACAUGAACAUGUGGUGCACCUGAUCCGAUCCUCCAGCGAUGUCCUGGCUCUUAAAGUGGUCACUGUCACCCAUAAUGACAACAUCCCAGCUGAUUGGUUCAUGCACCCAGAUAGUGGUGCCAUGACCCUGCCAACUCGCAAGAAGCAAGCUGCCCCAUUGCCCCCACAGAGGGACCCCAGAACCUCUCUGUCUUACAGUAAGGCAAGUUCAAGGUCUAUGGCAGAGGGUCUAGCUGAAAUAGAAAAACUUGAUGCAGCCAUUGCACAAUUUGACGGUGAAGAUACCUUACGCUGCCAUUCUCUCCACUCAACACAGUCAGCAGAUGACCCCAAGAUAGCCUCUGUAAGGGCAUCACACACCCUCAAGCGGGUCUCGGUUCUCGAGUAUGAGCACUUUGUUUCAGGACAGCCAGGAGCCUUUGACAACCAGAAUGGCAAAGGAAACAAAGAACACAUGGGCCCUGCAGAAUCUAGGAUUAAGAAACUCAAUAAAAAGUCAUCACCUCAGUCAAUGGAACGAUCUAGAAGUACUCCAGAUAUUCUUGUAGCAGUUGAACAAGAUCUCAGCAGCAGUUCCAGCAGCUCCAAUUCAUGGUUGAAGAGUCAAGCACCACAACAUGCUUACAGUUCUCAAACCCUACAGCCAUCACAGACACGGGAUGCUCUAGGCUACCUGGGGUCAGCUUCGUCUGGUGUAUAUAUAAAAAAGAACAGUGCACCGAACACGCCAGAUCUGCCACGCAGAAGACCAGUUAACCAGACAUCAACACUUUCCAGCCAUGAAAUUGUUCAGAUUCAUACAGGAAAUAGAAACUCAACAUAUGCUAAUGUGUCUGCAGAAAUCGAAAAUCGUAAACAACAGGAUGCACAUUACGAAUCCAGUUUUAGGCCGGGGAUUGAUGCUAAACUUGUCAAUACUCCAAAAGGGACAGUUCUCAGCUCUGACCAAACUGCUCUUAAAAGUAAAAACACUUCACAUCAAGUUAAUGACAAAAACAUUUCAUUUGCUGAUGAAAAAGUUAUGGAGAAUACAUACACAUUUUUGCAGAAAUACCCAAAUGCUACAGUGUUGAUUACUGGAGAUACACACACAGAAAAACCUGGUCAGGUUCAGGGCAGAGAGCACUAUGAACCUGAACCAGACUACAAUGACAGUGAUGAUGAUAAAGCUAGCAGCAGUGCUUCAAUGUAUGCAGCAAAUACAUCAGAUUAUGAUCUAGACAGAAGCAGACAGAAUAUGUCAACAGUAACUGUCAUUUCCAUCAUCGGUGAUACAAACAAAGAGCCAGCUACAGGGUCCAGUUCCCACACCUCUCCCCGCUCAACACACAGUGCAAAGUCCUCACCUCUCUCUAUUCAUCUCCAUGAAAAUAAAACCUUGCCUUCCCCAUCUCUGAGUCUAUCUAGUUCCCGAAGGUCAUCAGGUGUUGUCAUGGCAACACCUUCUGUACUCUCCAGUGCAGACAGUUCUAGAAGAUCUUCCAUUCAGUCUAACUUAAGCGGUGACAUCAGCGAUAGGAACGGCAAGAGCAACACACUUUCUUCCAUUUCCACCGGUUACACCAGCAAGUCAGAGGACAGCUCUGGCUAUGGUCAGUCUAAUAUGUCAACCCCACCACCCCCGCCUGGUCCUCCACCACCACCACCACCACCACCAGGUCCUCCCCCACCCAAAGGUCCUUCCCUCUCAACAGGUCCACCUCCCCCUCCUCCUCCACCCUUGCCAGCCAUAACUGGAGUAUCCUCAUCUGAGGAAGAUGGCAUCAGUUCCACACUCAGGCGAAGAACCAACAUUGUCAACUCUGCAUCUGUGCUUCCAAACCGAAUAUCAAAAGAGGACUUAUUAGCAGCUGUUGCUGAGAGGCAAAAUCGACUUGAAAGUGAGGGGCCAAGAUUGUCAGAAGUGAAAACAUCACAAUCAAAUAAAUCAACACUUGACCUGAACCAAGAAGUUCUGAAGGCUGCAGUGGCCAAACGAAAGACCCGCUUGGAAAAUCCAGAUGAUAAAUCAUUUGUCAGUGAGAUUGAAGCUCGACUCAACCGUAACAAGAAACUCCAGGCAGUGAAGUACUUUGGUAGUCAUAGUAGCCAAAGUCCAGACAGAGGGGAAGAUACAGCCAAAUUCACAGAACAAGUUACAUUCCUCGGAUCACAGAAGACAGAAGAUCAUACCAAUGAUAGUUUGGUGAAGCCAAAUGAUACAGUCAGUCAGACAGAACCUAGGAAUGAAAACACAGAGGUGGCAGUUACACCUUGGAAAUUAUCAGACCAAUCUAAGAAUCUAGCCAGCAAAGCAAAUGUGCCCAGCCUAGCAGGAAGUGAUGGAAGUGUUAAUUUCAGAGCCCAUCUGAAGCCUGUUGUUGGGAAAUCUCUAGGAUCGUCACAAAGUGAGAAUUUCACAAAUGUCUCAUCUUCAUCAGAGACAACUGGGACGGAUGUCACCAAAGUAAAUAGUAACAAACCUCCUGCUCUGCCACCACCUAAGGUAGCAGCAUCUUUGUCAGCAACCUCUGCCACUAAACCACCACCAUCCACAGACUCAGCCUCAAAACCUGGUCUUCAUGUGCCUGGAGACAGGUUGUCUCAUAUUUCCACUCCUGUAUCACCAACUGCUGCCUCAAGCCCAGUGAGUCCAUCCCUCACACCAAUUCUGUUACCUUCAGAUUAUGUUUCUCUGGCAGAAAAAGCUCGCCAGGAAUACCUGAAGAAAAAAUCUUCUGGUAACCUUCAACCAAAUGUUGAGAAGAAAGGACCAGUUGAAAUAACACCAAGUAGGAAAACUGGCCACAGUGUGCAACCCAAGUCCUCUGAGUUGGCAACAAAUGCUCAGAGUAUGUCUGUGACCAAGCCAUCUCACCUCCCCAGUGACAAUACAUUGCCAGAACAGAGGAAUAAAGAGAACCAGCAGAUGUCAGUUCUUGAAAGAAUCAACAAUCUGCAACCUGGAAAGAAGAUGGCAAAUGGAAUAGCUAGUGUAACUGGAGUUACAGAAGACCACUCACACACUGAACAAUCUUUGAGUAAUGGAACUAUUAAACUCUUUAAAUUACACAGCAAGCAGGCACCUCCACCUCCAUCGAAGGCAACACCACCUCCCCCUUCAUUGAAGGCAACACCACCUCCACCAGCAUUUAGAGAUAAGAAUGGAACUUCUUCGGUGCCCAAAAGUGUUAACCCACAAGUGAAACCACACAGCCUGCCCUCUAGUGGUGGAAAUGAUCAGCCAUCAUCACAACAAAGAAUCAGUGAUACCUCUUUACCUCCUCCACCACCUCCAGAUGAUUUCAACGACUCCUCAUUAGAUGACCAGGAUGCAUUUAUUCCGCCUCCACCUGAGUUUCUUGAAAUAAACACUAAUGUCAAAGAGAACAAAACCACAGACAAAAACUUCAAGCUUUUUGCAGCCAAACCAAUCUCCAUCUGGUCAUGCACUGAUGUCCAAGACUGGCUGGACAGCUUAGGCCUUCCCCAGUACAGAACCAAUUUUGCCAGAGCCCAAGUCGAUGGGACCAAGCUGGUGGACAUGGGCAGAAAUGAUUUUCUGAACCUGGGAGUCAGCCAGGAUGGACAUUGUACAAAUCUUGAGCAGAUGGUGAAGAAACUUAAUCUGGGAGCUACAACAAAUUUGUAG